This is a messenger RNA of Condylostylus longicornis, 5149 nucleotides long. RefSeq names its product putative phosphatidate phosphatase. Gene Ontology annotation, molecular function: phosphatidate phosphatase activity. The transcript is spliced from 9 exons. Gene Ontology annotation, biological process: signal transduction; phospholipid metabolic process; phospholipid dephosphorylation. The record is from RefSeq and is a predicted model, not a curated record. NCBI's taxonomy places the organism in Eukaryota, Metazoa, Arthropoda, Insecta, Diptera, Dolichopodidae. Bases 2702 to 4189 code for a protein of 495 amino acids.
AAAAAAAUAAUAAGUAUAAUAUAUAAAUUAAUUGAUGACCUAACAAGUAGGUAACGCAACAUUACCAAUUGUAUCAAACAUACACUCAUACACUAAUAUUGUUUGUGUAUUGAAAAUAUCAUUAGAAUAAUUUUUUUUUUUUUGUAAUUUUCGGUGAUCGCAUAUUUAUCAAAAAAAAAAGUCAUUUUGGAGAGAGAAAAAUUUAUAAAAAUUAUUUUAUUGUUUUGUUAUUGAAUUUUAUAAAUUUGAUUUUAUUUUUAAAAUAAAAAUAAUCACUUGUGUGUAGUAUAGAAGCAUUUGAUUUUUUAAAUAAAAAUUUGUGACAUAAAGAAAUUUUUAAUAAUAAUUUUGAACAAUUUUUUAAUUAAUAAUUAUUCUGUUGUGCACCAUCUUUCAUAUUAAUUUACUGAAAAUUCUUUUAAUAUUUAAAAUAAAUAUUGUAAUUUUAUAAUUUAUGAUUAGUGAUCAGUUUUGGUGAUUAACUUUUUGAGUAAACAGUGAAAAUAAUAUUAAAAUACUUCUAAACUACAAACUUGUGUAAAUUCAUUAUUCUUUAUUAAAUUGUAUAGUAGAGUAACAGAGAAAGAAUAAUAAUAAUAUUAAUAAUAAGUACUAAAAAAAAAAAAUUGGAACUUUAAAUAUUUUGGUCGAAAAUACGACGGCAUUUCUUUCAAAAUUUUAAAAAUUUUUAUUGGGGCGGACGCUAAUUCUCACCAAAAAAACAUCUAAAAUUAGAAAGUGUCUACAAACAUACUUUUACAGUUAAUUCCAAAAUACAAUAUUAAUUUUAUUCCGUUAUAAUUGGAACUACGAUAAGAGACACUCACUUAGAAUACAAGAGAAUUUUAGGAACAUACAGAAGAACGUACGAAUAAAAAUUCACCUGAUCCUAUUAAAAUUAUUACAAAAUUCUACUUUUAUUCAAUAAAUAUUUUUUAAUAUCAAUAUUAUUAUAAAAAUAGAAAGAGAAAAAAAAUUAAAAUAAUACAAAACCAAAAUAAAUAAAUAAAAAAGUAAAUAUUUAAGAAGUUUUGAAAAAAUCAACAUCAUUGCAAAAAAAUAAAUAGAAAAUAUAUUCAAAAUACAUAGAAAUAACUACAUAUAUAACAUUAAUUCACAAUAGAACCCAAAAAAGAUAGUGAAUCACAAGUUUUUAAAAUGUAAACAUUGAAAAUAAUAAAAUAAAAUUGAGAAAACAACAAUAAUUCUUUAACAAAACACAAAACAGAAAAAAAAGAGGAAUUUCUAACAAGCAAAUAAAAAUAUUAAAAAGCAAAAACCAAAACAAUAAUAUUAAAAUUAUUGAAAGAAAGAGAUAAAAUAUUUGAUAGUAAACAAAACAAAAAAACAAAAAAUAAAAUUAAAUAAUAAAAAAUUUUAAAAACAAUAACAGUGCGCAUGUCAUACUUCUCUCUAUCUCUCUCUCUCUCUCUCGCUAAAAUUUUAAUAUUUUUGUCAAUUCACAAUAGUUUAUAUUAAUUAGAGAAAAACUGAGAGAGAAAAAAUAAAUAACAAAAAAAAAAUUUUAAAACUAAAACUUUUCAAUAUAAAAUUCGAAUUCGAAAAAUCUUUAUAGUUUUUGUUGUGUUUAUUAAAUAAUAUUGUAUUUAUGCACGUGCUAUAAUUUUGUGCACAUGUAAACCAAUACAAAUAAAUUAAAAUAAAUUCUUAUAUGAAUCUAUAAUAGUGAUAUCAUCAUAUCUCACACACUAUAUACAUACUUGCAAACACACAUAAAUAAAUUGAAAGCAAUAAAAAUUUAACAACAAUAUAAAAAUAAUAAUCAGACAUUUUCGAAUAUCAAAAAGAAAAAAAAUAAUAAAUUGAAGAAGAAGAAAAAAAAUAUAACAAACAUAAUAAUUGAUGACGUAAACACACACAUUCUCCUCCUUUACACAAUUUUCGUAAUAUAGAGAGAAAAGCUUUUUAUUAAGCUCAAUAAUAUUUUUAAAAUUACAACAAAAAAAAAUCUCGUUUAUUCUGUCUUGUUUUUUUUUUUGUUUGUUUCAAUUUUUUUUUCUUUUUUGCAAAUAUUUUUCAAGUUCAUUUCGUCAUUACAUGGCAUUCUGUCUGUCAUACACACACGUUCUAUUUAUUUUUUAGUAUUCAAGAUUUUUUAAAUUUAAUCAAAACUUUAAAAGAAUAUAAGAGAAAUAUUGAAAAAAAGAAGAACAAGAAAAAACAAAAAGUAAAAUUAAAUAAAAAUAUUUGUUUUUUAAUUGAAAUUAGAGUGAAAAAGAUAGACUUAAAACUGAAUACAUUGAAAAAGAAUUAAAAAUACAAUUUAAAUAGGAAUAAUAUAAAAAAAAGAGGUAGACUAUACACACAAACAUACAUAGAUACAGAUAUAAUUUAUAUUUGUAAUUAUUUAUGCAAACAAAAUAAAAGUUAAAAAUUUCGUAAUUGCAAAUGUAUGAAAGUUUACGAUAUACGAAGAAUGAAAGUUAAAUAAAAAUCGAAAUUUUUUUUAUAAAAUAUUUUCUCACUCUUUCUUACCAGACCGUCGUAUAUGUAUUAAAAGAGAGCCAGCCAUACAUUCAUAUUGAAUUUUAAUACGAGAAAUUUGGUUUAUAUUAAAACAUAACUCUUUAUCAGUUAAAAAAAAAAAAAAACAAUUUUAAAUAUAACAAAAGCAAAACAAAAAAAAAAAUAGAGUAUUUAAAAUAAAAUGUUGAAAAGGCUUUUAUAAAUCUUCGUACAAAUGAGUAGUGAUUUUGCUUUCAGUGAAACAACACCGUUACGUCAGAGUGAUUGUAGUAACGCAAUAUCAUCGACGACGGCAAUCGCGAUAGCUAAUUCACGUAAUUCAAAUAAUAUUACGUGUGAUAGCGAUAGUAACGGUAUUCGAAACGGUAAUAAUACAAAUACAAAUUCUAAUCCAUAUAAUAGAAGAAAUAAUAAUAAUAAUAUAAAUAAUAAUAAUAAUAAUAAUAAUAACAAUAAUAUAAAUAAUAAUAAUAAUAAUAAUAAUAAUUUAAUAAAUAGUGCAAAUAAUAUAACAACAUCGGGUAGUGCAAUAGGAAACGAAAUACCAACACCAACAACAACAACAACAAUUGGUACAACGGUACAAUUAGAAACUGGAUUAAAUUCAAAUCGUAACGGUUUUACAAAUCGGAUAUUACGUCGGAAUUUAAAUAAUAAUAAUAAAGAUAAAAUGGAUACAAAUCGUAAAUUGGUUAGGAAAAUUGCAAUGGAUUUUGUAUUAUUAUUAUGUGGUAAGGAAUCAUGGAAAUCUUAUAUUCGAAGAACGAUAUUUAAAACAAUAUCAAUAUUGAAUUUAUUUUUUUUUCCAACUGUAUUGAUUGGAUUACCAAUUUUGUGUUUUUUCCUAUUUGUUGAACCAUACAAACGAGGUUUCUUCUGUGAUGAUGAGUCCUUAAAACAUCCUUUCCAUGAUUCAACCGUUAAAAAUUAUAUGUUAUAUAUAAUUGGAUUAGUUUUACCAUUAUGUAUUAUUGUACCUAUGGAAUAUUUUCAUGGUAAAAACAAAUCAAUGCCAACUUAUAGAUUUAUGGACUUUGAUUUACCAUCAUGGAUUGUUGAAUCCUAUAAACAAGUUGGUAUAUUUGCAUUUGGUGCCGGUUCACAGCAAUUAGUUGUAGAUAUUGCAAAAUAUUCAGUUGGAAGAUUAAGGCCUCAUUUUAUUGAUGUAUGCCAACCAAUUAUGCCAGAUGGUACAAGAUGUGAUGAUCCAAUUAAUUUAGGACGUUAUAUAGAAGAUUUUACAUGUGAGGCACAUAAUUCAACACCAAGAAUGAUAAAAGAUAUGCGUUUAUCAUUUCCCAGUGGACAUGCUAGUUUUUCAGCAUUUACAAUGAUUUAUUGUAUUAUAUAUUUACAAGCUCGAAUGAAUUGGAGAGGUUCAAAAUUGCUCAAACAUUUCUUACAAUUAUUAUUAUUCUCAAUAACAUGGUUUACAGCAUUAAGUCGUAUAUCAGAUUAUAAACAUCAUUGGUCAGAUGUUUUAGCUGGUGGUGUUAUUGGUAUUGUUUUUGCACUUGUGGUGUCCCAGUGUGUUGCCGAUUUUCGUGAUACAGUACUACAAUUACCAAGAACACAACAUGAUAUAACAGCAAAUAAUAUAAAUACAACAUCAUCACGUCAACAACACCACAACAACACAAAUCAUCAGCAACAAAAUAAUCAUCAAAAUUCUGGCCAAAAUGGUCAUAAUAACUAUACUUAAAAUUAAAUUUAAAUUUUAUUAAUUAAAAAACAAAAAAAAAUUUUUAUUAAAAUUUCAAAAUUUUUUAUUAUUAGCUUUCUUUUUUUUUUUAAUAAAAAUACAAAAAAAAAAAAAUAUUUUUAAAUUUUUAAUUAUUAAAUUUUUUUUUUUUUAAUCUAAUUUAUAAAUAUUUAUAUUUUUCAAAUUUAAUUUAUUUAAAAUAUUAAACUAAAAUGAAAAUAAUGCAAAAAAAAAAAGAAAAACAAAUUAAAUUAUUAAAUAUAUAGUUAGAUUAUAUUUUUUAUAUAUAUAUGUAAAAAAAAAAUAAAAAAAAAAUAGAAGCAUUGAUAAUAAUUAAUUAAUUGAUUAAUUUUUUUAAUUCGUUGUCUUCCAAAAAUUACUUUUUAUAAUUAUAAAAAAAAAAAAUUAAAAAUUAAAAUUUAAAUAAAAAAAAAAUUCAAAAAAAAAAAAAAAUUCUUAUAUAAUUUUUAAGUCCUUUUCGAAGCUAAACAAUAUUGUUGUUGUUGAAAAAUAUUGCGUGUAAUUUUUUCAUUUUUUUUUUUUUUAUUUUUCUCUUAAUAAAAAUUAUUGUUAUUGUUUUUUGCGUAAAGUGCUUUUACAAUGAAAAAAAGGAUAAUAAAAGAUAAUAAAAAAAAAAAAUUCAGACUAUUUAAGAAUACUUAAAAAUUAACCUAUUCAUCUCUACAUAUCAAAGAUAACAGGUGAUUUUAACACUUUAAGGCAUGCGUGUAACAUUAUUCCGUAUGCAUAUAGAUUUGUUUUACAUUUUUAAAAUAAACAAGAGUCGUCGUAAAAGUAAAUGAACAGCAUGAGUGGAAUAUUAAACUUUAAACAUUUUUAAUACUAAGAAAAAUUUUACUGUCUUGAAAGUGCGCUGUUACAUAUUAUUUAUUAAAAGUUAAACAAAACGGGAGAGCGCAAAUUUGUCUCAAAAAGAGAAUUUUUAGUAUAUACGUUAAA